CGACAUCUUGACUGCAGAGACAUGGAAGAAAUAUAUAAAUCCUCCUUCAGAAAAGCACGCAGAAAACGUAUUGCUUUUGGCUAAAUUUGCAUUCGCAACUCGGCAAACGGCAAAAAGUAACAAGAAACAUACACAUAUCCCCUCUAACAAGUAAUUGAACAACCAUGGCUUCUAAUACAAUGAACUUUGGUCCUGAAUGGAUGAGACGCUUUCCAAAGUCGAACCAAUCUAACACCGACCAGAGUGCUAAGGCAUCUUCUCCUCCUGCUUCUCCUCUUCAGGACUGGAAUCAGUCUACGCCCGCCACCACUUCUACGGCUGCUAUGCCUGUCUUUAGUUAUUCAUCCAUUGCUGCUAGCAACGUCCGCUCUCAAAACGGAUCCUCUAGUCAGAGUUCCGCCCUCGAGGCCACCGUGCUUGAUGGUGCAAGUGGCAGCAAUAGCGGCGCAAAUACUGGUGCCUUCGCAGCGGACUCUUUGAACCCUUUUAAGUAUUCAAAGGAAUUGAUGUUGUCACUGUAUCGUCCCACGGGACUUCCAAUCGAAUUUGAAAGGCACGAGUACAUGACCAGCGAAGAGUCCUUACCACCAAUGUCCUCACUUCCAUUUUCUGAACAGGAGAUUAAGCUUCUUGCUGGAAGUGUGAACAGCGAAGUGGCACGCCGGACCGCGCAACCAGCAGAGGGUGGUCAAGAAAGAACACCCGGACAACGGCGCGAGAGCUUCUCUAACGCAGGUGAGCAUUCCAGUGGUCGCUAUGAUCGGUCUGAUAAAGCGACUUCCCAUUCUCGCAAUUAUGAGUCUAGGAGCCAUGGUGCAAGUGCAAGGCCAAGAAGUAAGAACAGAGUUUGAUAUAUUUUUCUAGCGCACCUCGUCCAUUGAAUUUCUUUUAAAAAAAGGAAGCUCUAAAAAAAACCAUGAUGUUGCUUUUUCGAUUCUACAGAUUUGAACAGCGAAGGUCGUAGUCAUUCCUUCAGACGCACAGAGCAAAUUGAACGUGAGCGCGAACGCGAACGCGAACCAGAAGACGACGGUCUUUGGAACUCACCUAUCGGCAACUCCGUAGGGUCAUUCGAUGCCAAUGGUGUUUUUCGUAUCAUUGGUGACGGAGACGAGCUCCAACCAUUAGCAGGACUACAGGAUUCGACUUCAAAGCGCCCUUCUGAUGAUAUCCAAAGCAUAAGUUUAAAGACCACAGAG
Lobosporangium transversale is the source of this 1199-nucleotide messenger RNA. RefSeq lists its product as hypothetical. Bases 165 to 851 code for a protein of 228 amino acids. Lineage: Eukaryota; Fungi; Mortierellomycota; Mortierellomycetes; Mortierellales; Mortierellaceae. The transcript is spliced from 4 exons. The record is from RefSeq and is a predicted model, not a curated record.